AAGAUGGCGGGCAAAUCGAAAACAUAAACAUUCAAUUGUUUUAUCCUUUCUAAAAAAUAAAGAUUAUGGAUGAAAGGAUUUUCUUUAAAACUGAGACAGCGAGCAAGCUCCUUCAAGAACAUUUUACAGACGAAAAGACCAAACUUAGUAACGACUCUGCAAAAUUAAUGGCGGAAUUCCUGCGAGUUUUUGUUGCAGAGGGAGCUGCAAGGGCUGGCCAUCAAGCUAAGACAGAAUCUGCAAUUACAGUUGAGAUUGAACAUUUGGAAAAAAUAUUACCACAAUUGUUACUAGACUUCUAAAUGAUAAAAUCUAAUGGAAACAAGACAGGGACUUCCACAUUAGACCUUGAUGUAAAUUCUAAGCUGUGAUGUAUUUGUGCACAAAGGGUACGUGUUCCU
This is a messenger RNA of Dendronephthya gigantea, 401 nucleotides long. RefSeq names its product centromere protein X-like. The record is from RefSeq and is a predicted model, not a curated record. The coding region runs from base 66 to 302 and encodes 78 amino acids. The transcript is spliced from 6 exons. NCBI's taxonomy places the organism in Eukaryota, Metazoa, Cnidaria, Anthozoa, Malacalcyonacea, Nephtheidae. Gene Ontology annotation, biological process: kinetochore assembly; replication fork processing; DNA repair. Gene Ontology annotation, molecular function: protein heterodimerization activity. Gene Ontology annotation, cellular component: Fanconi anaemia nuclear complex; FANCM-MHF complex.